Trichoplax adhaerens is the source of this 1776-nucleotide messenger RNA. RefSeq lists its product as uncharacterized. The transcript is spliced from 2 exons. The coding region runs from base 1 to 1776 and encodes 591 amino acids. Gene Ontology annotation, cellular component: cytosol. The record is from RefSeq and is a predicted model, not a curated record. Gene Ontology annotation, biological process: 'de novo' IMP biosynthetic process. Gene Ontology annotation, molecular function: IMP cyclohydrolase activity; phosphoribosylaminoimidazolecarboxamide formyltransferase activity. Lineage: Eukaryota; Metazoa; Placozoa; Uniplacotomia; Trichoplacea; Trichoplacidae.
AUGGCUAGCCCUCAAAAAUUAUUAGCUCUCGUGAGUACGUCCAAUCGUGAAAAUUUACCAUGGUUUGCAACGCAACUUUACGAAUUCGGUUAUGAAAUAGUUGCUUCUGGUGGCACUGCUGCAUGUCUUAGGUCAAAUUAUAUCCCGGUGGUAGAUGUUUCUCAAAUUACCCGUCAUCGAGAAAUGCUGGCAGGCCGCGUUAAAACAUUGCAUCCAGCAAUUCAUUCUGGGAUCUUAGCACGCAACUGCCCUGAGGACUUGCAGGAAAUGGUUGAAUUCGGCUAUCAAUUUUUUGAUGUUGUCGUUUGCAAUUUAUACCCCUUCGAAGAGAUAGCAAAACGCGGCAUUAAAAUAGAUGAUGCAAUUGAGCAAAUUGAUAUCGGAGGCGUAACAUUACUACGAGCUGCUGCCAAAAACUAUCAGCGUGUGACUGCAGUUUGCGAUCCAAAUGAUUACCAACGAAUUUGUUCCGAGAUAGAAGCUAGCCAAGAAAAUCGCACCACUUUAGGAUUAAGGAAGGAAUUAGCAUUGAAAGCUUUAAAUACAACGGCUGCAUACGAUUUCGCUAUUAGCAAUUAUCUUCGCUAUGAGUUUAAAGCGGGUACAUCUCAAAUGGAUUUACGUUAUGGCAUGAAUUCACAUCAGAAGGAAGCUCAAAUUUUUACGUUUUCUGAUGUAUUGCCAGUAGCCACUUUAAACGGAAAACCAAGCUUUAUAAACAUGCUAGAUGCUUUAAACAGCUGGCAACUUGUGCAAGAACUUCGUAAUAUUUCCAGUCUGCCUGCGGCAGCGUCAUUUAAACAUGUAAGUCCGGCAGGUGCGGCUGUGGCCGUACCAUUAUCGAGUGCUGAAGUUUUAUCAAGCAUGGUAAAAGGAUUUGAGCUUACUGCUCAAGCGACAGCGUAUGCCCGAGCUAGAAGUGCUGACCGGCUUUCGUCUUUUGGAGACUGGAUUGCCUUAUCCGAUAUUUGUGACAUUGCAACAGCAAAACUGAUAUGCGCUGAUAUUUCAGAUGGUGUAAUAGCACCCGAAUAUCAUCCCGAUGCAUUAGCAAUGCUUAAGAAGAAAAAGUCCGGAAAGUUUAUCAUUUUAACGAUGAAUUCUAGCUAUCGUCCAUCGAUAAAGGAAUAUCGAACUGUUUUCGGACUUCAUCUGCAGCAAGAAAGGAAUAAUUCCGUUAUUAAUCGUGAAGCAUUAUCCGACAUUCUUACCAGAGCAAAGGAUUUACCCAGUAGCGCUAUCUUAGACCUAUUGGUGGCAACUAUCGCUGUGAAGUAUGCCCAAUCCAAUUCUGUUUGCUAUGCUUGCAAUGGCCAGAUAAUUGGAUUAGGUGCAGGACAACAAUCACGUAUUCAUUGCGUUCGACUUGCAGGUGAAAAAGCAAAGCUAUGGUGGCUGAGACAACAUCCUUACCUAGCAACUGCUCAAUUUAAAAAUUAUGUUCAGCGUUCUGAAAUGAAUAAUAUCAUAGAUGUAUAUGUUCGAGGUACCCUUGAUAUCGACAUCCCUAAAACGGAUUGGGAAAGCUACUGGGAGAAAGAACCUCAAGAACUAUCCAUGGAUGAGCGUCAAAAGUGGUUGUCCAAGCUAGGACAGUUAUCUAUGAGCUCCGAUGCAUUUUUUCCAUUUCGCGAUAGUAUAAAUUUUGCCAGCACUAUUGGUGUUCAAUAUAUAGCUACUCCGAUGGGUUCUACUCGCGAUGAUGAUAUCAUUUCUGCUUGCAACGAUAAAAAUAUAGUCUUAACUCGACUGCCUGAGCGUUUAUUCCAUCAUUAA